CGCCAUGCUCCGCCCAGCGGCCUGCCGACGUGUUAGUCCGGCGGGGCGCGCCCGCGCCAGUCGUGGACUCCGGGCCGCUAGCCUCUGGGGCCAUAUUAUCAAGUCACAAUUUUGAGAUGGCGAGAGGGGAAAUGGAGAGAUAUAUACCGUGAACCUUGCCUGUCUCCAGACAUGUCGGAAACGGCAAAGCCAAGAACUCAGGGACUCAGGGGCCAAGGCGCGAGACGAGACUCGUCUGCACAAAGACGCCACGACGACAAAACACCAGGCUGCCGAGUAAACCACGGCGGCAGCACCGCCUUCAACAUGGGAACCACGGCCCGAGCCUCGGCCGCCGCGCUCGCGCUCGCGCUGCUAAUCAGCUCGCUCCUCCUGGGCGUCGCACGCGGCGCCUCGCUCGUACAAAUCAAGGACGACAUCGGGGCGAACCCGACCAAAGUAGGCUUCUACAUCUUCGUGCCGGACAAGCUAGCCGCGAAACCAGCCGUGCUGGUCAACCCGCACUGGUGCCACGGGACGGCCAGCGCAGCUUACACCGGCAGCCAGUUCGCGGCGCUGGCCAGCCGGCACGGGUUCAUCGUCAUCUACCCUAACAGCCCGCACAGCGCGGACCAGUGCUGGGACGUGUCGUCGGCGGAGACGCUGGCGCACGGCGCCGGCGGCGACAGUCAAGGCAUCGUCAGCAUGGUCAAGUGGACCCUCGCCAAGUACGGGGGCGACGCCUCCCGCGUCUUCGUCACGGGCGUGUCGUCGGGCGCCAUGAUGACCAACGUGCUGGUGGGCGCGUACCCGGACGUGUUCGCGGCGGGCUCGGCCUUUUCCGGCGUGCCGUUCGGCUGCUUCGCCGCGCCGGGCAACAAUUCGGGCGUGUACGGGUACUGGAGCGACGACUGCGCCAAGGGGAAGGUCAAGCACUCGCCCGCCGAGUGGGCCGCGCUCGUCGCCGCCGCGUACCCGACCUACGGCAGCGCGUGGCGGCCCAAGCUGCAGGUGUUCCACGGCACGCGCGACGAGGUGCUCAACUACGCCAACUUUGGCGAGGCCGUCAAGGAGUGGACGGCCGUGCUGGGGCUCGCGGCCGCGCCGACUGCCACCGCGCUGAACACGCCCGUCGCCGGCUGGACCAAGACCGUCUACGGCCCCAACGGCUGGUUCGAGGCGUACAGCGCCGCCGGCGUCUCGCAUAAUAUCCAGGUGCAGGAGGACACGGACAUGUUGCAGGCUUGUGCGGUUUUUUUUCUCAUCUCACCGACCACUGUUCACCAAAACAAUCGUCUACGGGGCAGCUCUAGCCACUCUGACUCGGGCCUGCAGUAG
Messenger RNA from Lasiosphaeria miniovina, 1317 nucleotides. Its product is annotated as Alpha/Beta hydrolase protein. Gene Ontology annotation, molecular function: hydrolase activity. The record is from RefSeq and is a predicted model, not a curated record. The transcript is spliced from 3 exons. Gene Ontology annotation, cellular component: extracellular region. Lineage: Eukaryota; Fungi; Ascomycota; Sordariomycetes; Sordariales; Lasiosphaeriaceae. The coding region runs from base 172 to 1317 and encodes 381 amino acids.